GCACUGUUACUCCGCAUGUCAGAUUGUAUGGAAUUCUGCGCUUGUUCCCCUUGACGAAACUGACACGGUAGAUUCCUAGCACGCCGUAAUCUCGGCCUCCCAUAAUUGUCUUCUUCCGCUAACAACUUUGGGUUGACUUUCGCUCGCUCGCUAACGGACUCUGCCUCUGGACAUGAAGUUCUCCUCUCAGUGUCCAUCCGUUCUUACCCUUUUCUUCUCAACGACUGCACUAUGCAAUGCGGUCGCACUUCUCGCGACCGUCUACAGGGUAUUCGGGCCCGGGAAGGAAGUGGUGCAUACCUGGAUCGACAGAGAUAACCCUUUGGAAAUGCCUACCGGACCCAUAGACACAGUCGAGAUGACAUUCCAAGAGUCAAUGCGGUAUGGCUUCACCGACAACGACACCACUGACAACUGGGAGACCCUUUUCACAAAUCAAUUUGGAAUCGGUUUCGCCCACUUGGGUCCUUUCCAUCAUCGCUUCAUUGGUGCAGCCUACCAUUCUCUACACUGUGUCUAUUCCAUGUCAGAAGAUUUCGACAAACCAGAUCACGUCGCCAACCCCAGCCACCACUUCAUCCAUUGUCUUAACUAUAUGCGGCAGAUCUUCCUAUGUACCGCCGACAUGACCUUGGAGUCUGGAGACUUUAUGAUGAGGAAUCUGACCGUGGAUCGGAUGGGCGUGACGCGGCAAUGCAGGGAUUGGGUGCAAGUAGGAGACUGGAUCAACCAGAAUUUCAAGGAGUGGAGUGAUUACAAUGGAGUGACUUGGGAUUGACGAUGAAGUUGGCCGUAAUCAUUGAAGUGUCCGACAUGAUGGUCGGACACUUCAAUUUCACAGCGCUGUUUCGGGAUUAUACUACGUAUUAGCGACACAUAAAAGCCGGUCGAUUGGUUUCGAUCGUCGAUCACCUUUGGAUAGCCAGUCAACUAGCCUCAGGAUCCGAAUACUCACCAAUACUAUAUUUCUCGUCGAAACUUCCACUAGU
Somion occarium is the source of this 989-nucleotide messenger RNA. The record is from the annotation of a GenBank genome assembly. Lineage: Eukaryota; Fungi; Basidiomycota; Agaricomycetes; Polyporales; Cerrenaceae.